Molecule: messenger RNA, 1564 nt
Organism: Lycium ferocissimum
Lineage: Eukaryota; Viridiplantae; Streptophyta; Magnoliopsida; Solanales; Solanaceae
Product: GCN5-related N-acetyltransferase 6, chloroplastic
Exons: 9
Coding region: 605-1471 (288 amino acids)
Molecular function (GO): acyltransferase activity, transferring groups other than amino-acyl groups
Source: RefSeq, a predicted model, not a curated record
ACCCAUGUGCUGCACAACUCAAAUUUUCACAGAAUAAUCCAAAAUUUACUAGCACACUGACAAAACCUCUUAAGCUGUGACAGUUUCAGUUUAAACAAAGCUUUCCAAAGGAGCAUUUAAUUGUAUCUGUUAUUUUUCGGCUUGAAAUAUGUAUAUAUGAACAAACAAACACAAAAGUAAAAAUAUAUGCAUAUAAGGAGAUAACAUUUAUUCUGAACUCACUAACUUUAGUUCCGAAUUCACUUUUGAUUAAUCCUAAAAUAAUCGUGCUAAUUGUCAAUGUACUGUCUCUCCUCCUUUAUCCAGACUUGUGAUUGAAUAUACUUAAAUGAAACUGGCAUAAGGAGUUCAAGGUACAAAGUCAGACGAAAAAAGGAAACAAAAUACCACUAAAAGGUUUGGUAACAACAGAAAAAUUGUCCAUUUUUACAUUCCCCGACAAUUAACGCAGUGCUUUGACUUUCAUAAGUGGCCACCAGAUACUUAAAAUCUGGUGUAAUUACUUUGAAGAGUUGUGCUGCAUAUACCCUUCAAACUGUUUGGUGCUCAAGAAUUAAGAAAGCUCCUGACUUUCUCAUUUUCCUCACCAAGAAAAGCACAAAAAAUGUCAACAAUGGCUUUGCAGAGUACUGGUUACCUCACAAAUUCUUGCUCUAAAAUGGGAAGUUCCUUCAGGCAUCAGAACAUUACUGCUUCCUGGACAAUGUCAUUGAAUCCCAAUUGGUCAGGCACAGGGAAGAAAGAAUUAUCUGCAGAAUUUCAGCGAUAUCCAAUUCCACAAUCCGAAACGACUUACACAUCAAAUCUCCAUUUUGAUCGAUUGCAGCUGUCAGAUAAAGUGUUGGACCAGGAAAACAGACUUGAUUUUGGUCAGUUCAUGGCACGUGAAGCCAUGCUUGAUGAAGAAUAUUGGACAGCAGCAUGGCUGCGAGCAGAGACUCACUGGGAAGACCGCCAGAAUGAUCGAUACAUCAAUAACUAUAAAAGGAAAUAUGCAGAGCAGGAGUUUAAUGCUUUGAAAAGGAGGUGUAAAGCACAAAUUGGGCAGAGAUGCACCUGCAUUGUUGCGGUGCGGACAGAAGAUAAGAAUAUCAGACAUACAGUACUUAAGAGUGUUGUUGGGACCCUAGAUUUGAUCAUCUGCCACUUGUCACAUGGAGAGGCUUUUCCUGGGGAAAGAGCGAACGCCCCAGUUUUCUGCAACAUCGAGAGAAGAUCCACUAACAGAUAUGGUUAUAUUGCAAAUUUAUGUGUUGCCAAAUCUUCUCGCAGGCUGGGUGUUGCGAGAAACAUGUUGCAUUUUGCUAUUAGAUCGGCCAAAGCAAAUGGUGCGGAAAAUCUGUUCGUGCAUGUACAUACAAACAACGGACCUGCACAAAAGCUAUAUCAAAAGGUUGGCUUUGAGGUGGUUGAAGUGGCGCAUCAUAAAAUUGCGGACGAGCAACCUCACUUGCUUUUCCUCCGAGCAUGAAACACAUCCAAUGCAAGUUGAUUUUUUCUAUUUUUUUUGUUUUUUGUUUUUUGCUGAUAUACUUGGGGCAUACCCUGCACAUCUUAUUUCCUC